Rattus norvegicus (Norway rat) is the source of this 8259-nucleotide messenger RNA. It is a transcript of the gene Ralgapb, whose product is annotated as Ral GTPase activating protein non-catalytic subunit beta. Gene Ontology annotation, molecular function: GTPase activator activity. Gene Ontology annotation, biological process: regulation of small GTPase mediated signal transduction. Lineage: Eukaryota; Metazoa; Chordata; Mammalia; Rodentia; Muridae. The record is from RefSeq and is a predicted model, not a curated record.
GGGGAAUUAUUUGACGCCACCGCCCCUGGCAGUCGGAAGUUGCUUGAACGGAGCUCAGCCGGCCGGCCAAGCGACCGGUUUUCGUCGUCUCCUGGGCGCCCUGUGAGAGUCACUGACGGGUGGAAGGACUGACCGCCAGUGGAGGGCCGGCCGGGGCAGUGGCAGCGCGGGCCGGAUGGCGCGGGUCGCGUGAGGCGGCAGGCCGAGUGCGGCCCGCGGUGCGCCCGCCCAGCGAUGCGGGCCCCGCCCGUCGCCUCAGAUGCCAUUUGGAUAGUACUUUAGUGGCACAAUGUACUCUGAGUGGCGGUCACUACAUUUGGUGAUUCAGAAUGAUCAAGGCCAUACCAGUGUGCUACACAGCUAUCCAGAAAGUGUUGGACGAGAGGUGGCGAAUGCAGUGGUCCGUCCUCUUGGGCAGGCAUUAGGUACCUCUUCAGUGGCUGGUAGUGAGAGUUUGUUAAAAACUGACAAAGAAGUAAAAUGGACCAUGGAAGUAAUUUGCUAUGGACUGACCCUUCCAUUGGAUGGAGAGACUGUAAAAUAUUGUGUUGAUGUAUAUACAGAUUGGAUUAUGGCUUUGGUGUUGCCAAAAGAUUCUAUUCCAUUACCAGUUAUUAAAGAACCUAAUUUAUAUAUUCAAAGUAUAUUAAAACAUCUACAAAAUCUUUUCGUACCAAGACAGGAACAGGGCUCCAGUCAGAUCCGACUGUGCUUACAAGUUCUGAGAGCCAUUCAGAAACUGGCCCGUGAGUCAUCCAUCAUGGCUCGAGAAACCUGGGAAGUCUUACUGUUGUUCCUUCUACAAAUUAAUGACAUACUUCUGGCCCCACCAACUGUUCAAGGUGGCAUUGCUGAGAAUCUAGCGGAGAAGCUGAUUGGUGUUCUCUUUGAAGUUUGGUUACUAGCUUGUACCCGGUGCUUCCCAACACCUCCUUAUUGGAAGACAGCCAAGGAGAUGGUGGCUAACUGGAGGCACCACCCUGCAGUGGUGGAGCAGUGGAGCAAGGUCAUCUGUGCACUGACCUCCAGAUUGCUCCGCUUUACAUACGGUCCUUCAUUUCCUCCAUUUAAAGUUCCCGAUGAAGAUGCCAACCUGAUCCCUCCAGAAAUGGACAAUGAGUGUAUUGCACAAACAUGGUUUCGAUUUUUACACAUGCUAAGUAAUCCUGUGGAUUUGAGUAACCCAGCCGUUAUAAGCUCAACCCCCAAGUUUCAGGAACAGUUCUUGAAUGUGAGCGGGAUGCCACAGGAGCUCAGCCAGUAUCCCUGCCUUAAACAUCUGCCUCAGAUAUUCUUCCGUGCCAUGCGUGGAAUCAGCUGUUUGGUGGAUGCAUUCUUAGGCAUUUCUCGACCUCGAUCAGACAGUGCUCCCCCAACACCCGUGAAUAGAUUAAGUAUGCCCCAGAGUGCUGCUGUGAACACCACACCACCACAUAACCGGAGGCACCGGGCUGUUACUGUGAACAAGGCCACAAUGAAGACAAGUACAGUUACUACUGCUCACACCUCUAAAGUCCAACACCAGGCAUCUUCCACUUCUCCUCUGUCAAGUCCAAAUCAGACUAGUUCAGAACCCAGGCCUCUGCCUGCCCCUCGAAGACCAAAGGUUAACAGCAUCUUGAAUCUCUUUGGAUCGUGGUUAUUUGACGCAGCAUUUGUUCAUUGUAAACUCCAUAAUGGAAUAAACAGAGACAGCAGCAUGACUGCAUCUUUUAUCCAAAUUCUUCUUUCUUAUAAAUCUUCCAUUGCAACACAAGCUAGCAUGGAGUUUCGACGGAAGGGUUCCCAAAUGUCAACAGACACCAUGGUUUCCAAUCCUGUGUUUGAUGCAAGUGAAUUUCCUGAUAACUAUGAAGCAGGAAGAGCUGAGGCUUGUGGGACAUUAUGUAGAAUUUUUUGUAGCAAGAAGACUGGAGAAGAGAUUCUGCCAGCUUAUUUAUCCAGAUUUUACAUGCUUUUAAUUCAAGGUUUGCAGAUAAAUGAUUAUGUAUGCCAUCCUGUCUUGGCCAGCGUUAUUCUAAACUCCCCUCCUUUGUUCUGCUGUGACUUGAAAGGGAUUGAUGUUGUGGUUCCUUACUUUAUUUCAGCUCUUGAAACCAUUUUGCCUGACAGAGAACUCUCAAAAUUCAAAAGCUAUGUAAAUCCAACAGAAUUGAGAAGAUCAUCCAUUAAUAUCCUGCUUUCUUUGUUGCCCCUCCCUCAUCAUUUUGGCACAGUCAGAUCUGAGGUGGUCCUAGAAGGAAAGUUUAGUAAUGAUGACAGCUCUUCUUAUGAUAAACCUAUAACUUUUCUGUCCCUGAAGCUGAGACUUGUGAAUAUACUAAUAGGUGCCUUGCAAACAGAAACGGACCCUAACAACACCCAAAUGAUACUAGGGGCAAUGUUAAAUAUUGUUCAAGAUUCUGCACUUUUAGAAGCCCUUGGUUGCCAAAUGGAAAUGGGUGGUGGAGAAAACAACCUGAAGAGUCACAGUCGCACCAACAGUGGCAUUAGUUCAGCAAGUGGAGGAAGCACAGAGCCUACAACCCCUGAUAGUGAGAGACCUGCUCAAGCUCUCCUGAGGGAUUAUGCUCUUAAUACAGAUUCAGCUGCUGGGCUCCUGAUUCGCAGCAUUCAUCUCGUCACUCAGCGACUCAACUCCCAGUGGCGGCAAGAUAUGAGUAUAUCCUUGGCAGCUCUAGAGCUCCUCUCUGGCCUGGCAAAGGUGAAGGUGAUGGUUGACUUGGGAGACCGGAAGCGUGCCAUCAGUUCUGUGUGCAGUUAUAUCGUAUACCAGUGCAGUCGGCCAGCUCCUCUUCACUCCCGGGAUCUGCACUCCAUGAUAGUGGCAGCAUUUCAGUGUCUCUGUGUCUGGCUGACAGAGCACCCUGAUAUGCUGGAUGAAAAGGAUUGCCUUAAGGAAGUCCUAGAGAUUGUAGAACUGGGUAUCUCAGGAAGCAAAUCCAAGAACAGUGAGCAAGAAGUCAAGUACAAAGGCGACAAGGAGCCGAACCCUGCGUCCAUGAGGGUAAAGGACGCCGCAGAAGCCACGUUAACAUGUAUCAUGCAGUUGCUUGGCGCAUUUCCUUCCCCCAGCGGUCCUGCCUCUCCUUGUAGCCUGGUGAAUGAGACCACUCUGAUCAAAUACUCCAGGCUGCCAACCAUAAACAAGCAUAGUUUCCGGUACUUUGUUUUGGAUAACAGCGUCAUCCUGGCAAUGCUGGAGCAGCCGCUUGGAAACGAGCAGAAUGACUUUUUCCCCUCUGUCACUGUGCUGGUCCGGGGAAUGUCUGGAAGACUCGCGUGGGCUCAGCAGCUUUGCCUUUUACCCAGAGGAGCAAAAGCAAACCAGAAGCUCUUUGUGCCUGAACCUCGCCCAGUUCCUAAAAAUGAUGUUGGAUUUAAAUAUUCUGUGAAACAUCGGCCAUUUCCUGAAGAGGUGGACAAGAUCCCUUUUGUAAAAGCAGACUUGAGCAUUCCAGAUUUACACGAAAUUGUCACUGAAGAAUUAGAAGAGAGGCAUGAAAAGUUAAGAAGUGGGAUGGCACAACAGAUCGCUUACGAGAUGCACCUGGAACAGCAGAGCGAGGGAGAAUUGCAGAAGCGAAGCUUCCCUGACCCUGUCACGGACUGUAAGCCCCCACCUCCUGCCCAGGAAUUCCAGACAGCCCGCCUUUUCCUUUCUCACUUUGGAUUUUUGUCCUUAGAGGCAUUGAAGGAACCUGCAAAUAGUCGCCUACCUCCUCACCUUAUUGCACUCGAUUCUACCAUACCUGGGUUUUUUGAUGACAUUGGGUAUCUGGAUCUCUUGCCAUGCCGGCCUUUUGACACAGUUUUUAUUUUCUAUAUGAAACCAGGUCAGAAAACAAACCAAGAGAUUUUAAAGAAUGUGGAAUCUUCCAGAAAUGUUCAGCCACAUUUCCUAGAAUUUUUGCUCUCGCUGGGCUGGUCAGUAGAUGUGGGGAGACACCCCGGUUGGACGGGACAUGUGUCCACCAGCUGGUCAAUUAAUAGUUGUGAUGAUGGUGAAGGGUCUGAACAAGAUGAAGUAACUUCCUCUGAAGAUGUUGGGGCUAGCAUUUUCAAUGGGCAGAAGAAGGUGCUGUAUUAUGCUGAUGCCCUAACGGAAAUAGCUUUUGUGGUUCCUUCUCCUGUGGAGUCAUUGACUGAUUCAUUGGAAAGUAACAUCUCAGACCAAGAUAGUGACUCAAAUAUGGAUCUUAUGCCGGGAAUUCUGAAGCAGCCACCCCUGACGCUUGAGUUGGUCCCCAAUCACACAGACAGUCUUAAUUCCUCACAAAGGCUCAGUCCCAGUUCCAGAAUGAAGAAGCUGCCUCAGGGUCGCCCUGUGCCCCCCCUUGGACCUGAGACAAGAGUGUCUGUAGUCUGGGUGGAACGCUAUGAUGAUAUAGAAAACUUUCCGCUCUCAGAUCUGAUGACAGAGAUCAGCACUGGUGUGGAAACUACUGCAAAUAGUAGCACUUCUCUGAGAUCUACAACUCUUGAAAAAGAAGUCCCAGUAAUCUUCAUUCACCCUUUAAACACUGGAUUGUUCCGGAUAAAAAUCCAAGGAGCCACUGGAAAAUUUAACAUGGUCAUACCUCUGGUUGAUGGGAUGAUAGUCAGCCGGCGAGCACUGGGCUUUCUGGUGAGGCAGACAGUAAUAAACAUAUGUAGAAGAAAGAGACUGGAGAGUGAUUCCUACAGUCCACCUCAUGUCCGUCGGAAACAGAAAAUCACUGACAUUGUCAACAAGUAUCGGAAUAAGCAGUUGGAGCCAGAGUUUUAUACUGCCCUUUUCCAGGAGGUUGGACUCAAGAACUGCAGUUCUUAGAAGGCAGUUUGCCCAGGUCAGUGAACUCCAGGGUGGGCUCCAACAUCAAAGCAAGACAGUCCUGUAAAAAUAAAAGCUGAUCACUCCCAAGAGCUCACUGUUGAAUCACCAGAAGAAAGACGCUGUGAAGCGACUGGCGUGAAGCCCAGCUCUCCAGUGAUGGACCCUGCACAGUCACACUCCUGCUGAAAACAGCCACAAGCAUCUUAGCCAUAAACUUUCUUUUAAAAGUGACAAUUUUAGUAAAAUACCAGCCUUUUGAGGAAAAAGGCUUUUAUGCACCAGUUAAAUACACGCAUUGAUAGUGUCAACACGUUUGCAAGUUAGAAACUGAAGAUAGUUUUAUACCUCGCUUUUUAGGAGGGUGUAUUCAAAAUUAAAAUCUGUCUCAGAAUCUUCCAGAACUUUUUAGGCUCAAGUUGACACUGUGGAGAAGGAAGGCUCCAUCGUUGUCCUCAUGUGUGAAUUCAUUUGUCACCCUGUCACACUGACAUAGGGUGAAAUAUAAAUGAGUUUUGUUCAGAUAAAAAGUCUGACAUUAAAAAAUUUCCUAUUUUCUCUCCAUAUUUAAGCAAGUUGUCCCUUUCAUCGCUGUGGAGACCUGUCACAUGGCUCAGCUUCUUAGCAGACAUGAGGAACGGAGGCACAGCCGUGUUCUCUGAGGGGUAUGAGUCAUGUUUGUGGUUAGAGGCUGUGAGAGAACAGCGGAGCCUCCUUCUCCGGUGCUGUUCAGUUUAAUGGCAUGGUGAUAGGUUAGACAUGGCUCCUCCAUAAACACCAGAAAUGUGAGUUCACAGCAGGGACUGAAAAUUAUUUGGCUUUAUUAAUCAUUGACUUCAGGACCAAGUGCAAGCUGCAGUAGUUGACGAAGGGUUCUGAUCUGUGGAGCAGGAAGUAGUGUCCCACUCAGCUCUUUGGAGAGCACCUAGCCCACAAUCCACAGAACUUAGUGCCACCUCCUUAAGUGGCUGCUGCUCUUUGGUUUCUGGCCAUAGCCAGCUGAAGGCACAAGUUGCUGCCAGGACUCUGGAACAUUUCUGUCACGUCACUGCUGCUUUUCUGCCAGGGACAAAGCUUAGGAGGCAGCCAGAACCAAUUUGUUUUAGAUGAACCCUGUUAUAGUGCUUGGUAUAUACCUGUUUUAUGUUCUCCAUCAGUAAGAGGUUUUUGUCUUAGAAAACAAGUGACAUUUAUAGUCCAAAGAGAAAUAAUCAGACUUGAAGGGGGUGUUCCUACUGGCUCUGUCUGUGUUGUCAUUACAUUGUAGAUGAGGACUCCACUGUUUGGUUUAACGUUUAUCUCUUUUCUUUGGCCGUCAGGGGCAGUGUGGGCUUGUUUUGUGCAGGUUCCUCCAUUCUAGACACGUGUGCUCUGCCGUCCCAGAACAAGGACCAUGGCUGUAGCAGUCCUUGGUCUGAAGUUUGCCACCACCCUUUUUUUUUCUCAGCUCAGGUACAGACACCCACCCCCAUCUUCCUUGUCCCUUAGCAUCCUUUCUUGUCCUCUUCCUCCCCUCUGAGUCCAGUUCCCAUUUGAGGAAUAUAGCCUUCUGUCUUUGAUUAUUCCCUUUGAAGUCAGGCAAUAAUCUCAUGUUUCCAGGUGAUUUCCUGAGGUGGAGAAUGGUGAAAAUUAGUGAGUUUUACCCUAAAAAUAUUCUAGUAACUCAGCAAGAAUAGGUGAAAUUGAGCAACUUUGGGUCUGACACUGCAUGGGGAAAGCGGGUCUUGUUCUGUCCAAGGUGAAUAAAGAAUUUAAAUACACACAUGCAACUUCUAACAUUCCAGAGGGUACAAAUAAUUGAUAAAGAUGGACUUCCUUGGUGUGAUUCUUCUGAAAACCUUUUGUUUGGAUGUGUUUAAAAUGAUAUCAGAAAAGUAACAUUUGGGAUAUGUGUGUUAGGGUGGGCUUAAUUGUCCUUUCCCCUUCAGUUGGCUCUAAUUUCUGAUAACUCUGUAAUUCUGAUUAUUUUGAUAAAAGAACAACCAUAGCAGAUGCAGUUUGAAAUCUGGGGCAUGCAGUGGUUCCCCAAGGGAAGAGGGCUGCCCCCCACUCCAAGAAGCCCUGGUGUACACAGCAAACAGAACUUGGAAUGCACCCCCCUCACUGGUUACUUCUGCUCCACACACCAUCUCCCCAGCAAAAGACUGGGGAAGAAGAGCCUUGAGCCUUUGCAGAGGUGUUUGGAGUCCUGUUCACUGAGUUCACCCUCCUGCCUGCACUAAGAUCACUUUGAACAGAGUCAUGUAAGAGAAACAUACACUUAGUACCUAAUAAUAUUCUCAGUAGUUCACUUGAUAGAUUUGAACCAUAGGUUCAGAAACUUUGGGGGAAAACUGGGACCAGUCUGGACGGGGCUUAAACUAUUCAGUUGCUGUACUUGGAUACUCAGGCACCUUCCAACAGGAAAACAUUUCCCAAGGGUAUUUAGGCUGGUGGCCCAUUUUGUUCACUUUUGAAGCUGGGCGUAAGGGUAGACAUGGGGGUGGGGCUUCUACUUUUGCCAACAACACAGGAAACGGGGCUCUUCAGUCCUCACAGCCACUUUUCCCUUUUGUGUAGGGUUUCUUCCUUAGGCCUUGAGAAGCAUGAUUAAAUGGUAGGGCAGCCGUCCUCGGCCAUCCUGAGACAUGUACCAUGCACAUGUGUACACGAGUAUCUCCCCUUCCAGCACCUCCAUUUUAGGUCAGCUCCACCUGUGGACUCACAUAAAAACAUCCGCAGUGUAACUGGCCUUCUCCGUGUCUGACCCACAGGGAGAAGGACAGUCGGGAAGCCCAUGAGCUAGGGAAGAACCAGGUUCUGUGGGCUGACAUUACAGUGCUGAGGUCUCCAGGGUGUUUAUUCCUAUUAAAAAGUGGAACUUCCCACAUAUAGUCGGCCUUGGUUACGGCUGGGUAGCCAACUGCCUUGGAGGUUAUGUGGCACUCUCCUGGAAGCAGUUGUCCUUUAGCAUUCAAAGCCUGUUCAGACCAGAUCUUCUGUGCUGACAGUGACCAUUAGCAUCCGCCCAUGUGUUCCUAGCACUUCCUGACAGCCCCUCUUCCUGAGGGGUCCACCUGGAGAGGGGAGACACUGAUGUCACGGCUGGCAGAGCCAUGCACUGCAGAAGGUUUGCUCUGAGUAGUCACCUAGUCCUUCAGACAGGCUUUUCUAAUGGUGAAGGAAAAGGUAAAAUUUGGGAUUCCACAGUGCCUUGCAUACAUUAGGCGCCCAAUACCUAUUUGUUGAAGCAAAUCAAGUUCUUUGUUCCCACAGUGACCAAGGCAUCUUCCUCCUCCGAAGGGCUUGGCGGUUGUGGCUAAAAACUAAGCAUCAUUAUUUGCUCGAGACCAUAUUUACAAUUUGUAUGAAUUUCGGUAUAUUGCCAAGAUGGGAUCUUUUUCCUAUUGUAUUUUCUGUAAAUAUUUCUGCCACUGACUUGUAAAGUAAAGAGAUGUAAAUAUGAA